GAUAAUGCGAAGCGCCAGUUUGCUGUGGUCACCCGACGAAGGAAGGAUAAGCCCACAGAAUGUCCUCCCAGUAGUGAAAAACAACAACAACAAUCAUAUCAACAACACAGAAUAAUACAACAGAUUCUACACGAGAUGUAAAGUAGAAGCUGGAAGGAGAAUAAAGACAACACAAAGAAGGACAAAAUUAUUCAACAAGUGGUUUUUGCUACUGAUGCUGCUGCUGAUAUGAGAGACGACCGUGUUCGAUCUUUUCUUGGGUGUUGAUGGUGAUCUUGGUGUGACCUGAGAACGAGAUGACUCCUUGGAAUUCCUCCUACGUCUUCGGCCACGACAACGUCAGCGGCUGGGGUGGACGCUACUUCUUCACGUACUUCAACCAGCUCGGGGACAGGUCCACUAGUUUGGUAGCAUUCGAGGUCGCCGUCUUCGCAAUCAUCUUCCUUGUGUCCAUAGUCACGAACAUUGCUAUAGCGACGUGCGUUUUUCGAUAUCCAGAUAUGAAGACAGUAACGAACAACUUCGUCCUGAAUUUGGCUGCUGCCGAUUUAUUAUUCGCCUUCUCGAUACCAGCGGUGGCUUACUCAAGGGUCACACCGUUCUGGGUACUCGGAGAUGUAGCCUGCAAAUUGAUCCCCUACACACAGUUUGUAUCCGGAAUCGUUCUGCUGUGGACUCUGACGUUGAUAAGCAUGGAUAGAUACAGAUGCAUCGUCGUUCCACCUUACCGCUCCAAGAUAACAACGAAACAAGCUUCUUUGUAUUCCGGAUUAACGUGGGUAUUAACCUCGGCCAUCUUCAUCCCAGUUCCUCUGUGGUUCAGACAACAAGAAACCGAAGACGGAGGAUUCAUCUGCACGAUGAUAUUCCCCAAAUCCGAAGCCAUCAAUUACGCCCUAUGCUUCAUCAUCCCCGUCCUGAUGAUAGCCUGUCUCAUGCCGAUGAUUGUCCUUGUCUACAACUACCAUAGGAUCUUCAAGAAGAUCCUAUCCACCAAAAACACUUGGGCUACCUCCUGCGUGAUGGUCAGCUCAGACAAAAAAGAAAUUCGCCGCCAGAGCGAAGUGAGCAUGUCCGACAUAUUCGCGCCGUGGCCGAGGAAAUUCUCAAACAGUCAGAUGUCCACGACCGGUCGUCACGGCUCUCUUUCGCACCACGAAGAGCUCCGGCUCCACAAACACAUACGAGUGGUCCGAGUCCUGUUCCUAAACGUAAUAGUAGUGUUAAUAAUGUGGUUGCCGAUAACUCUGGUCAUGUUGCUCAUCUUCCUGGAUGGUCGUAGACCAACCGAAGAUCGCAACUUUUUUCUCCGAUCUUACCAUUUCAUAGCCUCCUUGGUCAUAGCUUUUCUGAACACAGUGGUCAACCCGUUGCUGUACGGCGUUCUCAGCGAUAACUUUCGCUCAUGCCUGAUGAAGCUCUGCUGCAACUCCGACGAUCACCAGGAAAACACGAAAAUAAUCAGAGAGAAUGCAACGUUCACUCCGAGCAGUUGCAGAAAUUUCGGCUCGUACAAAACUGCCAUCAAGCAGAGCUCCAUCAACUCAGUGAGCGAGAAUCCCAACGACGUCGUCUGAAUUCCAAUACAUUCUGUACUUAAACGCAUUAAGCAACCAAAUAUACAAGAUUAAGAGAA
This is a messenger RNA of Nicrophorus vespilloides, 1636 nucleotides long. Its product is annotated as neuropeptide Y receptor type 2-like. Gene Ontology annotation, cellular component: membrane; neuron projection. Gene Ontology annotation, molecular function: peptide binding; neuropeptide Y receptor activity. The record is from RefSeq and is a predicted model, not a curated record. The transcript has 4 exons. Gene Ontology annotation, biological process: G protein-coupled receptor signaling pathway. Lineage: Eukaryota; Metazoa; Arthropoda; Insecta; Coleoptera; Silphidae. The coding region runs from base 297 to 1577 and encodes 426 amino acids.